Alexandromys fortis (reed vole) is the source of this 1448-nucleotide messenger RNA. RefSeq names its product androgen-binding protein homolog. The coding region runs from base 991 to 1329 and encodes 112 amino acids. Lineage: Eukaryota; Metazoa; Chordata; Mammalia; Rodentia; Cricetidae. The record is from RefSeq and is a predicted model, not a curated record. The transcript has 3 exons.
CCGCAAACGUCAUUCUGAGGGUAGUAGGUUGAUUUGAACUUGAGAGAGUCCACACACACAGCACUGUCUGUGGACAGUGGAGCGUCCUAGUUUAUACACGGCCAGUCUACAGUGGCCUGUGGGGAUGUGGACAACAGAGAAAUCACGGUACAUGGUUGAAUUCCUCCCUCUACUGUGAGCUGCUGAAACUGCAUCGACUCUACUGAUUAGACCUCUUUGAGGCCUGCUUACUGGUGGACCUGAGACAGACAUGAGCAGGAUGACAGGGAUGAGGUACCAUGGUGGGGAAGGCGAAUUUGCAGCAUGAUGCAGUUGGUAGAACAAAACCCUCACCGACCCCUGAGAAUCCACACAUGACCAAACACACUGGGAGUACCCUGGCUGGGAAUAACUAGAAGAUCCAGAUGGUGCCCCCAUGUUCUCAGAGGUCUAGUCCAAAGGUUGCAGCAGCUAAGAUGUCAAGUGUCCCCAGUAUGGCCCCUCAGAUACACACACUUCUGCUCAGAUCUUGAACUCAGGCAGAUGCAGUGUUCUGGGCAGUAGGCUGCCUACAGGGACAGAAACCUUCCUUGACCCCCAUGGAUUCCACCCCAAGCAUGAGCAGGACAUGCCUGGAGCCAGGAGAGGAAGCCCAGGUGACAACAGAGCCAGGACAACAGUGCAUUUGGCUCAGCAUGUGGCUGCUUACAAAGGUCAGUUCUAACCAUCUUCUGGCAAAGGCACAGCCACUUCUGUACAGAAAGUGAGCACACAGGAUGUCUCCAGCCAUUGGUUCUUCAGAGUGGGAGGUGCUCCUAAGCUCACUCCCCCAUGCAAGUGGGAAGGGGAUCCAUAGGUGCCAGGUUCUUGCCCAAAGAUAUUUGGAACUCCUCGGAGGCAGGGUCGGGCGUGAGGUGGGAUGGGGGUGGGCAGGACUGGGCUCAAGAAGACAGAAGUUUAUAAGGUAGCAGGAUCUGCUCUGAGUAGAGAGAGCAUUUAGCAUCCUACACCAUGAAGGGGACGCUGCUUCUGCUGGCCUUGCUGGUGACCGGGGAGCUGGGCUUCCAGACAACAGAAGCAUGCAUUCCUUAUAUUGAGGCCUAUACUACAAUGGUCCUUGGAAACAAGCAAUUAAUGAAUGCCCUCCUUACCAAGUUUCACCCUACUAAUGGAGAAAGGGAAGCUGCUGAUAAAGUCCAAGAAUGCUUUAACGAGGCAGGACUGAAAGCCAAAAUCCUGGAUUCCAUAGUGCUGCACUUGAUCACUGACAGUCCAGAAUGCAAACAAUAUUAUACUCAAGAUGUCAAGAACAAAAUUGACGCAUUUCUUUCGAAAGUUAUUGGUAAAUGAUGACUGAUCUGAGAGUCAUACUGUUGCCCUUUCCUCUCCCUUCCUGAUGUUGGAAUCCAGACACCUUUCCCUUUCUUGUUCUGUCUCUUAAUCUGACUCCAAUAAAUACCUGCAGCUCU